CCAGCUUUCGCACCUCUUCAUGGUCACACUUCCGAACUUCCGCGCUAGCCGCCACCUCAUCGACUCUCACUGCGAUGGCCAAGACCCUCCGACGACCGCUUCCACCUUCACCACCGUUGCUGACGUCCGUGGCCUUCGUCUGCCGCCAAUGGCCGCGCAUUGAGGCGCUAGACCACGUGACGCGCGAGCUGGACGUGCUGUUGGACAACUCGCAGCUCUGGACGCUGGCCGAGGCGUGUGGCGCCGGCCAUGAGCAUCUCGUAGACCGAAUUGCCGCGCGAAACAUAGCCAAGAUCCGGAACAUGGGGAAGCUGCAGCGGCAGGCGCUGGCCACGUCGGCCAUGGCGUCGGCCGCUGCGGGAGGCCACAUAGCAGUGCUUCGCCGCCUGGCGGUACUCUUCCCGCAGGCACGCGUGACCAAAGCCGUGGAGGCUGCGGCCCGAAACGGGCGUGUCGAGGUGCUUGCGUGGCUUCACGAGCAGCAAGAUACGCUGGAAGUGUUCUGGGGCGCUCGCGAGAUGCUGGUUGCCGUCCGUGGUGGCAACCUAGAUACAGCGCAGUGGCUGCAUAGACACACAACACCACCAGAACACCAAUUCUUGAUUGACGUGGCCGCGCGCAACGGUGACUUGGCCAUGAUCCAGUGGCUACACAGCGUUGGCGCGGCGGACGAAUGUACGGUGAACGCAGUGACCAAUGCCGCCGAGAACGGCCACCUCGAGACGAUCAAGUGGCUCACUGAGCACUGUUUCCGCAGCGACUGUCCGUCCAUCCGGAUGGACCAAGCCGCAGCCAACGGACACUUGGAAGUGAUCCGGUAUCUUCAUGCAAAUGGAUCGCGCUGCACGACUAACGCUAUGAACAUGGCCGCCGCGAAUGGCCACUUGGAGACUGUCCAGUGGCUGCACGAAAACCGAACUGAGGGCUGUGAGCGCGCCGCGAUCGAUCAGGCUGCAGUAAACGGCCACUUGAACGUCGUGCAGUGGCUCCACGCGAACCGGACAGAGGGCUGCACUACGAUCGCGAUGAACGGGGCAGCACGGAGAGGCUUCUUUGGCGUCGUCAAGUGGUUGCACGCCAACCGUAACGAAGGCUGCACUACGAAGGCCAUGGACAACUCUGCGAAGAAUGGCCACGUCGAAAUCGUGCAGUGGUUGCACCAAUUCAGAGCCGAAGGGUGCACCACAGCUGCUAUGGAUCAGGCCGCCGCCUACGGACACCUGGAGACGGUCAAGUGGCUUCAUGAACACCGUAGCGAAGGGUGCACUACUGCGGCCAUGGACGACGCCGCACUGAACGGCCAUCUGCAUGUGGUGCAGUGGCUGCACGAGAGCCGAAGCGAAGGGUGCACGACUGCGGCCAUGGACAAUGCGGCCGCGUUCGGCCACUUGGCCGUCGUGCAGUGGCUCCAUACUAACCGAGAAGAAGGCUGCACGGCCGACGCCAUGGACCGAGCUGCUCGUCAAGGCCACUUCGACAUGAUCAAGUGGCUUCAAGUGCAUCGAACUGAAGGCUGCAGUCUGUUCGCCAUGAACAACGCUGCUGGAGCUGGGCGACUCGAUAUCUUGCAGUGGCUGCACUUGAACUAUGGCAUGGGGUGCAACAACCGAGCGAUGGAGGCGGCUGCGUUCGGUGGCCACUUUGAUAUUCUUGAUUUCCUUCACCGUGAAGAUUUGACCCAUUGCACAGCCGACGUGGCCAUCAAGGCGGUGGCUGAGGGCCACCUGGAAAUCCUCGAGUGGCUCUUUCAACACUACCCGGAGCCAAUCCCGUCGGCACGUUUGCUACGCAUCGCCAAGCGGCAUGAUCUCUAUUGUGUUGACUGGCUCGUACGGACAGGCAAGGCAGUUGAUUAUGAUAUGUGGUGAUUGGAGGGCAACACCGGCCAAUUAGUCCCACAGCAAGAGUAUCAGUAAAAUUUGAUG
Molecule: messenger RNA, 1925 nt
Organism: Phytophthora infestans T30-4
Lineage: Eukaryota; Oomycota; Peronosporomycetes; Peronosporales; Peronosporaceae
Exons: 1
Coding region: 75-1868 (597 amino acids)
Molecular function (GO): protein binding
Source: RefSeq, a predicted model, not a curated record